CACCCACCGACCGAGAGGGCAGCUGGCAUUCGACGGGACCGAUCGCAUCAUUGCAAUACAAUCGAACACAAACGAAUACAACACAACACAACAGCACACCACGAAAAGCAAGACGACGGCGCAAAACAUUCCACGGCGGCGGCGGCGAGGACGACCACCUUCUUUCUUCCCACGACGAUGAGCCAGAGCCGGAGGAGGCCGAAGCGGCAGAGGACCCCCACCACCAUCUACACGGACGACAACCCCACGACCUUUACGACCAAGCCGAAAAAGGGGGACGACCACCAACACCACGACGAUGGGCACGCGCUUCCAGGGGAAGCCUCCCCGCAAGGGGCAGCCCCGAACGGGGAAACGGACGCCCGCCCGUCCAUGCCACCCCCGGCCCGGCGGGGACCCGGCCGGCCGCCCCGGAAGCGGUCGGCCUCGGGGGACGACGGACCGCAGCAGCAACCGUCCAAGCCGCAGCCGCAACCGGAGCAGCAGCCACAGCAGCAGCCGCAGCAGCAGCCGCACCCGCACAACACGAGGGCAACGGGAAAGGCCCCGUACUACCACGCCUCGACCCUUUCUUCGAAGGCCGUUUCUCCUGCGCCUUCCGCCGCCCGGUCCGCGACGCCGACGCUGGUCCCGGACCAGUCCACAACCAACAAGGCUCCGAACCAGGGGGGAUCCCCGGCGUCUCCUUCCGGCGGGGUGGUCGUCGCCAAGCGCAAGCGGGGGAGGCCCCCCAAGCACCGGCCGAGGGAGCCCGUGGCGGCCCCCGGGGCGGGCCACACGGGCAGCGGCAGCGGCACGAUUCGCAACGGAACCAUUGGCAGCGGCAACGGAACGAGCAACGGAACCAGCACGAGCAGCAACGGCAGCGCCAGGAUUGGCAAGGGGCCACCGGGGGAAACCAAGCCACGGCAGGGUCCUACCGCCCCUCCCCCGGCCUCCGUUCCUUCCUCUCUUGCACAAAGGGAACGACCCGCCCCGAGGCCCCUUCCGGUCCGCAGGGCGAGCCCGGACGCCUGGGGGACCUUUCUGCCCCAUUCCGUCACCCUGGCGCCGAUCCUCCCGCCCGUCCGCUCCGACGACUACCACAUCGGCGCCGGCCACCACCACCGCGAAAGCGCCGACGAAGGGACCCAAAAGCCGCCGGCCCCGGCGAAAGCAACAACGCCAUCGGCCACGACAGCGACAGCAGCAACGACAGCAGCAACAGCAACAGCGACAGCAACACCAUCGACCACAACCGCAACACCAACACCAACCAAUGCAACGAUACCAGCGACGACAACGACGACGCCACCGGAAAGGACCGGCCCCGGCCUGCGGUCCGCCUACCCCCAGGUCUUUGCCGAGGGCAUCCCCCGGGCCUCCCCCUGCCUCGCGACCCCCUUUUCCUCCCCCCGGCACUCCUUCGAGGGGGCGCCCUCCGCCCCCAAGCACACCAAGGGCAAGGCCCAGUCCCAGCACCACCAGCGGUCUUGCCUGCCGGACUGGUCCCCCCUCUACGACCCCCCGGUCUUUUUCGAGGACGACUACGACCCGGAGACCGGCCUCCUGGACCUCUCCACCGCGAUGCCCGUGGCAAGGACGAUCACCGCCAUGGCGGUCCGCCGGCCGGACCACGGCUACCUGGUCCUGGGCGACUCGGUGGGCUUUGUGACGAUCUACAGCCUCGGGCCGGACAAGGUCAACCUCCCGGUGGCCCAGCUGGAGAGCGUGGCCUGCCAGCAGAGGGGAAAGCGGGAGCAGGACCGGCUGCGGGCCGACCUCCGGGCCCGGUGGUCGAAAAAGGGCCACCGGGGCGGAAGCGGCGGGGGCACCGGCCAGGGAGGCACCGGGCACCUCGGGAGCCACCCAAGCCACGCUUCCGGAAGCAGCCACCACCCACACAACCAUUGCGGGCCCUUUUGUCCUCCCACCGGCCUCUUUGCCAACGGCGGCCGGCUCAAGCCGGGGGCCCAGGGCCCCAGCCGCCUGCGGACCCAGGAGCGGUCGGACGCGGCCAUCCACGCGCUGGCCAUGACGGAGCACCGGGUGGUCCUCUCCACGGGCGUGGAGCUCGAGUGCCUCGACGUCCCGUCGGGCGUCUCCCUCUGGGUCUGCCCCCUGGCCCCCAACCGGGUCGUCACCUCGCUCGACAUGCACCUGCGGACCUUUGACGUCCUGGUGAGCUGCUCCAAGGCGGGGGAGCAGGCUUCCGGCCAUUCCUCCCCCCCCUCCUCCUCCCUCAUGCUCCUCCAGCACUCGAGGAACAAGGUGGAGAUCUGCGACGCCAGCUCGCCCAUGCUGAUGGAGUCGCCCUCCUGCACGGCCAUCUGGGACGAGGGGGCCCCCAACCGGCUCCUCUUCGACGCCCUCUCCCCCAGGGGCCAGGAGCACGACCUGGUCCUGGUCUCGGGGGGGAGCAUCGACAGCUGGAAGGUCGCCUGCAAGACCAAGAUCCCCCCCGGGACCAAGGCCGGGAACGCCCGCCCGGUGGCCACCCGGCUCUCCCAGUCCCCCGGGGGGGCCUACACCCUGGUGGCCUCGGCCCGGGGGAUCCGCCUCUACCACACCGAGUCCCUCGGCCUCCUCCACGUCUACGGGGACCAGCUGGCCCUCCACGGACGGUCCGUCCUCUGGAGGGACUGCUGGCUGGCCGGGACGGUCUGCGGCGCGGGCAGCGGCCUGGCCCCCGCGGGGGGGGGCCUCCCCCCGUCGUGGCUCCAGUGCGGGGACCUGCUGGGGGCCCGCGCCGCAGGGGAGGCGCAGGCGCAGAAACCAGGCCCGCUCCCGCCCUACGUCAUCGGGGUCCCCCACGCCAGGGGCCCCAAGGAGCUCUGCGAGAACCUGCACGUCUGGAGGGCGGACCGGUCGGGCGUGGUGCCGGCGAUGAGCCUCCCCCUGCCCCCCCGGUCCGGGGGCGCCCUCGGCAUCGCCGGGGGACGCCCGGGGGGGGACCGGAUCGUCCUGGUCACGAACGACGGAAGGGGCCACCUGCUGCUCCCGGGGAUGGAGUCGGACUUUGCGGGUUCCGAGUACCCCCCGGGCUACCAGGUGGUGACGGACAACGUGGAGUACCUCGAGGAGGAGGACGCCCUGGACGCCUUCGAAUGCGGAAGCGAUGCCUCAAGGGACACCAAGGCCGGGGGCGCGCUUGCACACGGCGCUCCGGCCGGCGGAGACGGCGAAGCCUCGUCGACCGAGGACGAGGAACUCUUGGAGGCCGUCCGCUUGUCCCUCUUGGAACACGAGGAGGCCGACGAGGACGCCCCCGUCGACAUUUUGGGCGGUCUCGGUGGCGGCGAAAACGACAACGACAACGGGCACCCCAUGGACUACCUGCCCUGCCGCCCGGAGCCCUACCUGCGGCAGAUGAUCAAGACCACGGCCGGGGACGACGAGGGCCCGUCCUCGGACGACGAGGAGCAGCGGCCGGAGCAGGAAACCGGGAGCACCGACCAGAGGAAAUCCCCGGGGGCCUGCGAGACCUUUGUCUCGGUCGUCCUGGACCCGAUGCCGAACGUGCAGAAGCCCAAGCCCGUGGCGGAGGACUGCCUGUCCUUUACCACCACCAAGGUGGUCAUGGCCGUCAACCCGGUGCUCCCGGCCCGGCCCGGCCGGGGCCGAAAGUCCCGGGCGGCCAACCUGGAGAGCCUCCUGCGGGCCUCGGUCGAUCCCUUCCUCCAGUCGCUGAUGAUCUCCCGGCAGGGGGUCCCGGCCAGCGGGAGGGGCAGCGGGCCCCCUCCAAAAGCCGUGGCGGACGGAAAAGAAGCCCACUUUCCGCGGUCGGCCAGCCCGAGGGAGGCGGCCACGAGCGACGAGAAGGACGUCGUGGCCGGCCUGCUGGGCCUCAGCCCCCGCCCGCCGCCGGCCGGCCACGGGUUCUUUGGGGCCCGGAACGGCGGCGAGGGGUGUUCCACCGAAGCCCCGAGUCUUUCGGCGGGGGUCGUCGAAGCCUCCUGCAGCGCCUGCCGGGGAAGGCAGGUCCUCCACUCGUGCGGGAGGCGGUCGCUGCCCAUCGACUACGAAGAAAUCGCGAGGGCCGAGCGGGAGAAGAAGGAAAAGGAGGAGGAAGAGAAGAAGCGCGUGCGGGCCGAGAAACGCCGCCUCAACGACCAGAAACGGAGGGAGGCCAAGCGACAGAAACAGAGGGAGGCCGAGGAACAGAGGCGGAGGGAAGAAGAACAGCGGAAGGAACGGGAGGAACAGGCCCGGCUGCAGGAAGCCUUUGCCUCCCAGGACCUCCACCGGCACAAGAGGAAGGAAGCCCUCGUGUCGUACCAAGCUGCCCACCAGUCUUCGACCGAUUCGUCGCGGGAGGCCGUUCUUUCCUCGCCACCGCAGAGUGUUUCCAACGGCCACAAGCAGGGCGCCGUGGGAGCGGCGGCGGCAGCCGCUGCUGCAACCGCCUUUCGCCACUAUCUGCCGUCGCACCAGAAACCGGCCGCCGCGUUUCCGGAAGAAUACCUCUCGGGGUACGCCGCGCCCGUCCAAAGCCAGGCCGCCGCCGGUGCCAAUUUCCAAGCCACCUACCAGGCCGGCAACCACCUCCUGGCCCAACAGCAACAGCAGCCUCCCGAAACCACCGCCUACCCGGCGACGGACCACCCCGUGGCGAGGGUGUCCGACGCUCCGUCGGUGGCAUCCAGCGAGCAAGCGGCCUUUUCGAGGCCGACGCACUCCUCCGAGGCCGACCUCCUCCUGGUGUUUGCGGGCCACAACACGGCCAAGACACCGACGGCAGCAACCGCAACGCCGGCGGCCCUCCAAACUGCCACCGCUGGACUGGGAGCACCCAACCACGGGAUGGAAGGGGGACCCGCCAGCACCGCGGCCAACCAGACGUAUCCGUCGCUUUCGUUGUUCUCGGCCUCGCACGGCUUUGACGCCGUUUCGACGACGAUCGAGGACGACCAAGCCCUCGCGCACGUGCGGAAAGGGAUUCCGUCGUACGCUUCCCUCCGCGGGCAGGGCGACGGGACCGGGGGGUUCUGGGCCGCUUCUGCUCCCGGCGCGAACGGGACCGGCAGGUAGACAGCGAGGUCCGCGGCUCCGUGGAGUCGGGACGAACGAUGCGACCGGACCCAUUGGAUCGGGGGAGACGGGAAGGACGCACCCUUCGGGAUGGCCCCGGAACAAACCCGCGGGCCCUUUCUCACUGCUAGCAUACACGCGUUGCGUCAGGGGACGCAAGCCUUGUAUCAACACACCACACACGCAUUCCCACCACUGUACCAUCCAAUACCACAGUACACUACACUAGUAUGAUAAUAUAGAACACCUUUUCCA
Molecule: messenger RNA, 5265 nt
Organism: Pseudo-nitzschia multistriata
Lineage: Eukaryota; Bacillariophyta; Bacillariophyceae; Bacillariales; Bacillariaceae
Source: the annotation of a GenBank genome assembly